UCGGUGGGGCGGCCGCCACCUCGGGGCUCGGGGCCCAGCAUGGGGCGGCCGCUGUGAGCGCAGCGGCUGCGGGGCUGAGCCGAGCGCCCCGGACGGGGCUCCCCCUCCAUUGUUCCCGGGACCGCGCCGCCGAGGGGCUCCGCUCGGAGGGGCUGAUCCGGCGGAGGGUCCCCAUGGAGUGGUUGUUGCGGAGCCCAGUCGCCGAGCAGUAGCCGCAGCAGUGGGAUGUUUACCUGGAGGUGCCUCAUCCUUUGGGCUGUGCUGGUCACAGCCGCGCUCUCAGCUGCCAGGCCGGCCCCGACCCUGCCCGACCAAGCUCUGCCCAAAGCCAAAAUCGAGGUGGAAUCCUACUCUGCGCAUCCCGGUGACCUCCUCCAGCUGCGCUGCCAGCUGCGGGAUGACGUCCAGAGCAUCAACUGGGUGCGGGAUGGCAUCCAGCUCAGCGAGAACAACCGGACCCGCAUCACCGGCGAGGAGGUAGAGGUCAGGGAUGCAGUGCCUGAGGACUCGGGGCUCUAUGCCUGCAUGACCAACAGCCCCUCGGGAAGCGAGACCACCUUCUUCUCCGUCAACGUCUCAGACGCUCUCCCCUCCGCGGAGGAUGAUGAUGAUGAAGAUGAUUCCUCUUCGGAGGAGAAGGAGGCAGAUAACACCAAACCGAACCAGGCCAUCGCUCCCUAUUGGACCUAUCCAGAGAAGAUGGAGAAGAAGCUCCACGCCGUCCCCGCUGCCAAGACAGUGAAGUUCAAGUGUCCAUCGAGCGGGACCCCCAACCCCACACUGCGCUGGCUGAAGAACGGCAAAGAGUUCAAGCCCGACCACCGCAUCGGGGGGUACAAGGUCCGCUACGCGACCUGGAGCAUCAUCAUGGACUCAGUGGUGCCAUCCGAUAAAGGCAACUACACAUGCAUUGUGGAGAACAAAUACGGGAGCAUCAACCACACGUACCAGCUGGAUGUCGUGGAGCGGUCCCCGCACCGGCCCAUCCUGCAGGCAGGGCUGCCUGCCAACAAGACAGUGGCUCUGGGCAGCAACGUGGAGUUUGUCUGCAAGGUCUACAGUGACCCCCAGCCCCACAUCCAGUGGCUGAAGCACAUCGAGGUCAACGGCAGCAAGAUCGGUCCCGAUAACCUGCCCUAUGUCCAGAUCCUGAAGCACUCGGGGAUUAAUAGCUCUGAUGCGGAGGUGCUGACCCUGUAUAAUGUGACAGAGGAGGAGAGCGGGGAGUAUGUUUGUAAGGUUUCCAAUUAUAUUGGCGAGGCCAACCAGUCUGCGUGGCUCACGGUCACCAGGCCUCGGGCACAAGCUAUUGAAGACACCCCGACCAUGAUGACAUCCCCCUUGUACCUGGAGAUCAUCAUUUACUGCACCGGGGCCUUCCUCAUCUCCUGCAUGGUGGUGACCAUCAUCAUCUACAAGAUGAAGAGCACCACCAAGAAGACGGACUUCAACAGCCAGCUGGCCGUGCACAAGCUGGCCAAGAGCAUCCCCCUGCGCAGACAGGUAACAGUCUCGGCCGACUCCAGCUCCUCCAUGAACUCGGGGGUGAUGCUGGUCCGGCCCUCGCGCCUCUCCUCCAGCGGCACCCCCAUGCUGGCCGGUGUCUCUGAGUACGAGCUGCCGGAGGACCCGCGUUGGGAGCUGCCAAGGGAUAGGCUGAUCCUGGGCAAGCCGCUGGGAGAAGGAUGCUUCGGGCAGGUGGUGCUGGCGGAAGCCAUCGGGCUGGACAAGGACAAACCCAACCGCGUCACCAAGGUGGCCGUGAAGAUGCUCAAGUCCGACGCCACAGAGAAGGACCUGUCCGACCUCAUCUCCGAGAUGGAGAUGAUGAAGAUGAUCGGCAAGCACAAGAACAUCAUCAACCUGCUGGGAGCCUGCACGCAGGACGGACCCCUCUAUGUGAUCGUGGAGUAUGCCAGCAAAGGCAACCUGCGGGAAUACCUGCAGGCACGGAGGCCUCCGGGCAUGGAAUACUGCUACAACCCCACACGUGUCCCUGAGGAGCAGCUCUCCUUCAAGGACCUGGUGUCCUGUGCCUACCAAGUGGCCCGGGGCAUGGAGUACCUGGCUUCCAAGAAGUGCAUCCACAGGGAUCUGGCAGCCAGGAACGUGCUGGUGACCGAGGACAACGUGAUGAAGAUCGCGGACUUCGGCCUGGCUCGUGACAUCCAUCACAUUGAUUACUACAAGAAGACCACGAAUGGUCGCCUGCCUGUGAAGUGGAUGGCCCCAGAGGCUCUGUUCGACCGCAUAUACACGCACCAGAGCGAUGUGUGGUCCUUUGGUGUGCUGCUGUGGGAGAUCUUCACCCUGGGAGGUUCACCCUAUCCCGGUGUGCCCGUGGAGGAGCUCUUCAAGCUGCUGAAGGAAGGGCACAGGAUGGACAAGCCCAGCAACUGCACCAAUGAGCUGUACAUGAUGAUGCGGGAUUGCUGGCACGCAGUCCCAUCCCAGAGACCCACCUUCAAGCAGCUGGUGGAAGACCUGGACAGGAUCGUGGCCAUGACCUCCAACCAGGAGUACCUGGACCUCUCCAUGCCGCUGGAUCAGUAUUCCCCCGGCUUCCCGGACACCCGCAGCUCCACCUGCUCAUCGGGAGAGGACUCAGUGUUCUCCCAUGACCCUCUUCCAGACGAGCCGUGCCUUCCCAAAUUCCCACCUCAGCACACCAAUGGGGGACUGAAGCGACACUGAGGGAUGGCAUUGCCAUAGGGACUGCCGUGGGCUGCCUGCUCCUGCUCAGCUGGAGCAUCAGGGGGUCAGAGACACAACCAUAGCAUCUCCCCUCACCGGAUCCAUCCAGCCCAAAGGUUUCCUUCUGCUCUUCCCUUGGAUAUUCCCACUUGCUUAAGCCGGAAUCUUCUCCUGUGGGAAGUGAGGAGCCAAGCACCCAUCCCGGGAUGGGCUCAGGAUGAACCACGACUUGGAGCUGAGCAUCCUAUGGCUGUGCAAGGGAGCUGGUCCUGCAGCUCGGCAGUGCCAGCGCUGAUGGGAUUUGCUUUCCAAACCCUUGGCACAUCGGGAUCGGGAGCUGCAGCGGGUGCCAAACCCCCCCCCCCCUUCCAGUGCUAAAGACAAAACUCCUGUGUACAUAACGGCAAAUAUGUAUAAAUAUGAAUAUAUAUUUACAUGUCUUUUUAAAGGGGUUGUUACCAGAGAUGCACCAGGCGGGUAGGAAGGUUCUAGUGGCUGGGAGGCAUCAGUUGCUAUGAGAAACCAACAAAAAUUCCAUAUAUUUUGCUACUUUUUUGCUGUUUUUACGUUGUUUUUAAGUUAUGUUCUAAACCCAGUUCAGUUUAGGUCCCUCGGUAUCAAUUGCUGCUGCUGCUGCUUCACUUUUAUAUGGGGCUCUAUUAAACAGUACCAAUAACGUCGAUGCCUUUUGGGAACACGUUGUCAUGAUGUGCCUGCCCCUUCCCUGGCCCUCCCGCACCCCACGGCACCAUAUUGGUGCGUGGGGUGCUUGUGCCAGCAAGGGGUUGGGAUGGUACCCGGGGAUGGGGCUGCACCCCCUGCCAUUGGCUCCAAUGGGAAGGAGCAGGGAUCAUGCCGGACCCCAAGGCAUUGGUCCAGCCCCUCCACCCCCCCCGGGUGAUGCCCACCAGUGCCUUACGGGAGCAUCCGCAUCCUGCCUGAGCUCUGCUCCAUGGAGCUGGUGCUGGGGAGGACAGGCUGGGAUGUUCCCAUGGGCAGGGAUGGGGACCCCGUGUCCCUUCCCUCCCUCCCUGUCACUGGCAUUGAGAUUCCGGAGCCAGGCCGCUAUUACUUGAAAAGUUUAUGUUGCCUUUGUAUGGAGAAAUCUUAUUUGUUGUAAACUCUUCUGUAAUGAAUCUGGAAUUCCUGUAAUUAUUAAAGACUUUAACCCAG
This is a messenger RNA of Melopsittacus undulatus (budgerigar), 3867 nucleotides long. It is a transcript of the gene FGFR1, whose product is annotated as fibroblast growth factor receptor 1. Bases 226 to 2694 code for a protein of 822 amino acids. Gene Ontology annotation, cellular component: signaling receptor complex; plasma membrane. The transcript has 18 exons. The record is from RefSeq and is a predicted model, not a curated record. Lineage: Eukaryota; Metazoa; Chordata; Aves; Psittaciformes; Psittaculidae. Gene Ontology annotation, molecular function: ATP binding; fibroblast growth factor receptor activity; fibroblast growth factor binding. Gene Ontology annotation, biological process: positive regulation of cell differentiation; protein phosphorylation; positive regulation of cell population proliferation.